AUGACGAUGGCAACAUACGCUGCAUUCACAAUAAAGACAACUUCAUGGCGUACCAAAUUUCGUAAAGAGGCAAAUCAAGCUGAUAAUGAGGCUGCAACAGUGGCAGUGGACUCUUUAUUAAAUUUUGAAGCUGUUAAAUACUUUAAUAAUGAAAGAUUUGAAACUGAACAAUAUGAUAAGGCCUUAAAUAAAUAUGAAAAGGCCUCUCUCAAAAUAGCAACUUCUUUGGCCCUUUUGAAUUCUGGUCAAAAUUUCAUUUUUAGUACUGCCUUAACAGCUAUGAUGGCUUUAGCUGCUCAAGGAAUUGUUCAAGGAACACUAACUGUUGGUGAUCUGGUGAUGAUUAAUCAACUUGUAUUUCAACUUUCAUUGCCUUUGAACUUCCUUGGUUCAGUUUAUAGGGAAUUACGACAAAGCUUGAUUGAUAUGGACGUUAUGUUUAAUUUAAAAUCCAUGAACAUCACUAUCAAGGACACGCCUGACGUGAAACCGCUCAUUGUCCAAGGAGGCGAAAUCAGAUUUGAAAAUGUAAUUUUUGGAUAUCAUCCUAAACGUCCUAUUUUGAAUGGUGUUAAUUUUAUUGUUCCAAGAGGAAAAAAGGUAGCAAUUGUAGGACCAAGUGGAUGCGGAAAAUCGACCAUAUUACGAUUACUAUUUCGAUUUUUUGAUCCCCAAUCUGGAAAUAUAUAUAUUGAUGGGCAAGACAUUAAAAAGGUCACUUUGGAAAGUUUAAGAAAGAGUAUUGGCGUGGUUCCGCAGGACACCGCUCUUUUUAACAACUCCAUUUAUCAUAAUAUAUUAUAUGGAAAAAUUGAUGCCACUUCCAGUGAUGUAGAAAAUGCUGCAAAAAGGGCUCAAAUUCAUGAUGUAAUCCAAUCAUUACCCGAUAAAUAUAAUACUCGUGUCGGUGAACGUGGUUUCAUGCUUUCAGGAGGUGAAAAACAACGCGUAGCCUUAGCAAGAACAAUUUUAAAAGACCCCCCAAUACUCUUUUUUGAUGAAGCAACUUCGGCGUUAGAUACUCAUACUGAACAGUCAUUACUUACUAACAUAAGAAGCAUACUUCAGGAAAAGAGCAAAACAAGCAUGUUUCAUGGUACUCAUGAUGGCCUUCUACAAAAAGAAGGUAGUCUUUAUGGAGAUAUGUGGUAUGCACAAGAGAUGUCAGAUCCGAUAUUUGAUGAAGAAUAUGGCGAAAACCCUGAUUCAACGGAUAAAAAAUAA
This is a messenger RNA of Racocetra persica, 1224 nucleotides long. NCBI's taxonomy places the organism in Eukaryota, Fungi, Glomeromycota, Glomeromycetes, Diversisporales, Gigasporaceae. The record is from the annotation of a GenBank genome assembly.